AUGAUUAUCCUGAUGCUCUUUAGCCUCGCUGGCCUAUAUAUUGCCGGACUAGGGAUCUACAGACUUUACUUCAGUCCCUUGGCCGCCUUCCCUGGACCGAAACUUGCAGCGCUGACCCUGUGGUACGAGUUCUACUACGACGUAAUCCUUCGCGGGCAGUAUAUCUUCCGUAUCCGAGACCUCCAUGAGAAAUACGGUCCUAUAAUUCGCAUCAAUCCGUAUGAGCUACACAUAUCCGAUCCGGAUUACUACAGCACCCUGUAUGCCUCCAGUACCUCAGGGGUAAGACGAGACAAGUGGGAGUGGUACACGAAGCAGCUCAGCACUCCUGAUUCCAUGUUUGCGACCACUGGACAUGAAUUGCACAGGGUUCGCAGGGCGGCACUGGGUCGUUUCUUUUCUGUGUCAAGUAUUCGGCGCUUACAGCCAUUGCUGAUGAGCAAGGUAGACCUGUUGAUGGAGAGAUUUCGCAAGGCGCGAGAAUUGAAAACUGUUAUUCCGCUAGAACAUGCGUUGGCUGCCUUUACGAACGAUAUCGUGAUGGAAUAUGCCUAUGGACAGUCACAGAACCGUCUGGCCAAGGAAAAUUGGGGCCCGGAAUAUCUCCAUGGAGCUGUCAAUGCCGCGAAAUAUGGCAGUUUGAUGAAGCAAAUGAUUUUUAUUUUCGAUUUCGUGAACAGUCUUCCGGCAUGGGUACAAGCCAAAGUGUCGCCGAGUUUGGAAUUGAUUAUCCGGAUACAUAAGCUGACAGAGAAGAUUAUCGUCGGGAUCAAAUCUGAACCGCCAUCUACCUACGAGCAUCUAGAGCAUCCAACUCUAUUCCAUGAGAUCCUGAGUAGUAGCCUGCCAGAUUCCGAGAAGACAGUUAAACGACUUAAAGAAGAGGCUAUGAUUGUAGUUGGAGCAGGAACAUCAACGACAUCAUGGGCAUUAUGCGUAGCGGUCUAUCACCUACUUUCUAAGCCGCCACUUCUUUCACAAUUGAAACAGGAGCUUAGCGAGAAUAUACCAGAGAGAAAUACCCAGCUUCCAUUGCCUCAGCUUGAACAGCUGCCAUAUUUGACUGCGGUUAUCCAAGAGGCCCUUCGUCUGAGCUACGGAGUUGUCACGCGACUACAGCGAAUCUCUCCAGAUGUACCGUUAUUCUUCACGGACGAAAAGUCCGGAAAAAAGUGGAUUAUACCAGCUAAAACUCCCGUGAGCAUGACUAGUGUCUUAAUCCACCACGACGAGAACAUAUUUCCCAACUCGCACGAGUUUCGCCCAGAACGAUGGAUCGAGAACCCACGACUAGACAAGUAUCUAGUCGCCUUUUCCAAGGGAACCCGCCAGUGCUUGGGGAUCAAUCUCGCGUACGCAGAGAUGUAUGUCUGUCUAUCGACUAUCUUCCGACUUUUUGGGUCACAAGGGGUAGACGAGCUCGGAAGAGCGCAAGGGGUGCACAAUGAUGGUGAUGAGGGAAAUCUAGAGCUUUACGAGACAACAAGUAAGGAUGUAGAACUUGCUGGGGAUGGAUUCGUCCCUCUGAGAGCAGUUGACUCGAAGGGGAUAUAUCUUCGUGUACAGUAA
Molecule: messenger RNA, 1569 nt
Organism: Talaromyces atroroseus
Lineage: Eukaryota; Fungi; Ascomycota; Eurotiomycetes; Eurotiales; Trichocomaceae
Exons: 4
Coding region: 1-1569 (522 amino acids)
Molecular function (GO): monooxygenase activity; heme binding; iron ion binding
Source: RefSeq, a predicted model, not a curated record